Naegleria lovaniensis is the source of this 1821-nucleotide messenger RNA. RefSeq lists its product as uncharacterized. The coding region runs from base 1 to 1821 and encodes 606 amino acids. The record is from RefSeq and is a predicted model, not a curated record. The transcript has 2 exons. Gene Ontology annotation, biological process: carbohydrate metabolic process. Lineage: Eukaryota; Heterolobosea; Eutetramitea; Acrasida; Naegleriidae. Gene Ontology annotation, molecular function: phosphotransferase activity, alcohol group as acceptor; kinase activity.
AUGCACCAAGAACGUUUUGUUAUGGCGUGUGAUGUUGGAACCUCAUCGGUGCGCACAGCUCUCAUCAAUCUCCGGAAUGGAUCGAUCAAGCCGAACUCUCUCAUCACUGAUUGUUCUAUUGAAUUAUUUACUCAUCCUGUUACGAUGCAUAUGGAACAAUCAUCCAUAAAUAUUUGGAAACAAAUAUGUAAUUCUUGUAAAAAGUCUUUACAAUGUUCAAACACAAGCCCGGAGCAAGUAGUAGGAGUAUGCUUUGAUGCUACCUGUUCGUUGGUUGUUUGGGAUGUCGAGAAAAAUAAGCCUAUCUCUGUAUCUUUAUGCAACGAGUUUAAUCAUGCUACCAAUGAAGAGGACGUGAGAAAUAUUAUUUUAUGGGCAGAUCAUCGAUCAAAAAAACAAGCCGAAGAAAUUAAUAGCACCAAACAUGAGGUAUUGAAGUAUGUUGGAGGGAAAAUGUCGCCUGAAAUGGAGAUGCCAAAAAUUAAAUGGUUAAUCGACAAUCAAUUGAUAAAUUUAGAGAAUGAAGCGGUACAUUUCUUUGAUUUAGCAGAUUGGCUCACAUAUAAAUGUACAGGUGAGCUUUCCAUACGAUCGCAAUGUACUACCACAUGUAAAUGGGGUUUUGUCUUUGAUGACUCUUCGAACAGAAAGGAAAUUAUUUGUAAUGGAUGGAAUAUUGAAUUUUUAAAAAGCAUUGGUCUUGAACAGUUAGUUCAACCAACCAAUCGAAUAGGAUCAAAUAUUUGUGAAAUUGGAAGAAACAUUUCGUAUCCAUUAACAAAACAAAGCGCUCAAGAAUUAGGUCUAUUAGAAUCUAUACCAGUAGCUAUUCCUGUAAUUGAUGCUCAUGCUGGAGGAAUUGGAAUGAUUGGCGCCGUUUUUAACAUGAAUGAAAAUAACACCAAGGAUGAUCUCUGUCGAACAAUUGUCAUCAUAGCUGGAACAUCAAGUUGCCAUAUGGCUGCUUCUACAACUCCAAUUUUUAUUGAUGGUGUUUGGGGAUGCUACCGUAACGCCAUGGUGCAAGAUAUGUAUUUGAACGAAGGAGGGCAGUCGUUUGUUGGAGCUUUGAUUGAUUAUGUAGUGGAGUCUCAUCCAAAAUAUUUUGAUCUUGUAAAAUUAGUGUAUGAAGAGACAAAGGAGCUCAACAUUUCGAACUUGAAGAAAAAAGUGUAUCAAAAAUUAGAUGACAUUUUGGAAUUGUUAAGAGAGCAGAGGAAUCUCAAGUGUGUAGAUAUAUUGACACGAGACAUCCACAUAUUACCACAUUUUAAUGGAUGCAGAUCUCCCCUUGCGGAUCCAAACAUGAGAGGAAUCAUUUCUGGACUUCAAACACUACCAUUGAAUACCAAUGAACACAUCUAUGAGCUCAUCCAUGGUACAGCAACACUAGUACUCGCCCCUCAAUUAGCGGAUUUUGAGCCGUUAGCUCUUCUCUACUUGUCAACAAUCCAAUCGCUGGCGUAUGGAACAAGACAUAUUAUCGAUGAAAUGGUUAAAAAGGGCUACAAUAUUAACAAUGUUUUCAUGUGUGGAGGCUUAUCAAAUAAUGAGCUAUUCGUUCGUCAACACAGCAACGCCACAAACUUACCAAUAUAUAGGAUGGAUGGAGACUCAAUGCUUUUGGGGUGUGGUGUGUUGUCGGCUGUUGCGUGCCAAGAGUAUUCCAAUAUGUUUGAAGCGAUGAAACACAUGUGUCACCUCAACAGAAACAAAGACGUUAUUCCGCAGCAUGACACACAGGAAUAUCAUCAAAAGAAAUACAAUGUCUAUUUGAAAAUGAACAAUGAUUUCAUAGAGUACAGAGAAAUGAUGAAGUAA